Macrosiphum euphorbiae (potato aphid) is the source of this 1764-nucleotide messenger RNA. The record is from the annotation of a GenBank genome assembly. NCBI's taxonomy places the organism in Eukaryota, Metazoa, Arthropoda, Insecta, Hemiptera, Aphididae.
AUGACUGUGGGAAUGUUUGGCGCUGAAGUUAUAUUUGCUUUUAUUUUAACUACAGUGCUCCUCAACCGUUAUGGCAAUUGGAAAACUCAAAAUAUUGUUGUUACAACAGCUGUGCACAUUUCUUGGUUUUUUUCCCUAUUGAUUAUCUUCGUUCUUCCCAUCGAUAUAUCUUUAUCGGCUUAUCGUAAAUGUCUUCAAGAUGGGCUUAACGAUAAUACUACAAUUUCUAUUCAUGUUUCAUCAACCUCAUCAACCUGUGAGAAGCCCUGGAGUUCUGUGCCAGGUUCUACGUUACCAAUCAUGUGGAGAGUUGUUUAUUGGACUUCUCAAUUACUAGCUUGGUUUAUUAUGCCAAUUAUGAAACACUAUGUGGAGUCUGGAGAAUUUACAGUGAAGAACAAAUUGAAAAAUGCUAUUAAAAGCAAGACUCUUUAUUAUAGUAAAUUAUUUUUAAUUGUUAUAAUAUUUAUAACAUAUACUGCUCUUACCCCAGGUGUGUAUUUAGAUUGGCAAAUAUUGAAAGCUACUGCAUCAUCCACUAGCAAUACAUAUGGAUUGUUUCAAUUAAUACUAUUGUUAGGUAUUGCAUUAGUGGAUAUUCCAAGAGAAUUAUGGCGGUCUAGUCAAAUUGAUUAUACAUUGAGAAAAUUAUACUUCAAACUGUCAAAACUUUAUACUGAAAUGUUAGAAUCCGAAGUAGAUUUAGAAUAUGUUCUUGAAUCAAUAAAACUGGUUAGUAUUAGUAUGAGUCCAAAUGAUGAGUUGUAUAAUUAUUUUGAAAUAAUUUUGAAAAAAGUUCCUAAGGAUCAACAAGGUUUUUGGAAAAAUGAACGGUCUAAAUAUCAUACAAUAUCCCCAUCAAUUGAUAUGCUAAUUCAACUUCAUGAACAAUUGAUUAUUGCCGUUUCAACGUAUCAUCGUACAAAGACACAGAGCAGUUUAAUGAUAGAAGAAGCUAUUUUUUUAGAAGACAUUAAUUCAAACAUGACAUCUAAAGAACGAAAGUUUAAAAAAAUGUUCAAUAAACCUUCAAAAUUGAAUAGUUAUGCAGCUACAUUAACAAUUGAAUGGUAUUGGUGGUGUCGUUUAUACCCCAUGAUGCUACAAGUUUUAUCAGUGAUUACUGGUAUGCUAUCAGUUGUUAUUGUCUGGUCUGAAAUUACAUUUUUCAAGAAGAAACCAGUGCUCUCUAUUUUUGCUCUAAUGGUCAAUGUGGCAAAACAAAACAAUAAUUAUGUUAUGAUACAGGUGUUAUCUACAUUUUCCAUUGCUUAUUUGGCAUAUUGUACGUAUUCAACAGUUUUUAAAAUAAAAUUUCUUAACAUAUACUACCUAGCAUCAAAUUGCCAAACAACUGAAAGUAGCUUAAUUUUUUUUGGAUUGUUGUUGGGCCGUCUAACAUCACCAAUGUGUUUGAAUUUCCUUGGACUUAUUCACAUGGAUAAUCAUCUGAUAAAGAGUCAUAGCCUUGAAACUGAUUAUACCCAGAUAAUGGGACAUAUGGAUAUUAUUACAAUAAUCUGCAUAGAUGGCUUCAAUGUAUACUUUCCAACCCUUAUACUGGCCGUAUGUUUAGCAACAUAUUUUAACGUUGGAGCAAAAAUAUUGUCCAUAUUAGGAUUUCCUCAGUACUUAGAAGAUGAUGAUUUGGUGAUCGAUUACAUCCAUGAAGGUCAUUUGAUAGUUGUUCGAGAAAUAGAAAGGCGAAGGAAAAUACAUAGUAACAAAAUAUAUUGUAAAUAUAGAGAAGGAUCUCAAAUAUAA